Gekko japonicus is the source of this 2053-nucleotide messenger RNA. RefSeq names its product ectonucleoside triphosphate diphosphohydrolase 6 (putative) (gene ENTPD6). Gene Ontology annotation, biological process: nucleoside diphosphate catabolic process. The transcript has 15 exons. Lineage: Eukaryota; Metazoa; Chordata; Lepidosauria; Squamata; Gekkonidae. Gene Ontology annotation, molecular function: UDP phosphatase activity; GDP phosphatase activity. Gene Ontology annotation, cellular component: Golgi apparatus; membrane. Bases 273 to 1586 code for a protein of 437 amino acids. The record is from RefSeq and is a predicted model, not a curated record.
CCGGGCGGGGGGGAUUCUUUACGGAGACUUGGGGAAGUUCACAGGAGGACGGUGAUGGGAACCGUAGGCUGGGUUUUGAGGCCGACGAGAUUUGACAAGAGCCGCCGGCGGGGAGCUUCGCCGGCUCCCCAAUGAGAGCACCUAGCUGAAGGGAGGUCGACGUCUUCCCCGCCAGAGUUGAAGAGACGGACCCCAAAGGAGAGCCAGGGCGAUGUGUCACAGGCAACUCCAGGCUAAAGUGAAACGAGAAAGCAAAGUAAUUAAAGUGAGCCAUGAAGAUCCCAAAAUUAUAUUAUGCUUUUGGGAUUUUUGGAAGUGCAAUUAUUAUUGUUGCUUAUGUGAAAUGGAAUGACUUCAGUCCAGUACUGGAAACAACGGAACGUGCUGUGGUUAAUUUGGAAAAACAAUUCAAUAGUGAGCCAUCAGGAAUGGAUCAGAAGGUCCUUUAUGGAAUUAUGUUUGAUGCUGGAAGCUCUGGAACUCGAAUACACAUAUUCAAAUUUACCCAAAACCCAAAAGAAACUCCUAAAGUAAUCGAUGAAACCUUCAGAGCACUGAAGCCGGGUCUGUCUGCAUAUGCCGACAACGUUGAUGAGAGUGCUCAAGGAAUAAAUGAGCUGCUUGCAGUUGCUAAAGAAGUUGUUCCUACGGAAUUAUGGAAGUCCACCCCUUUAAUCCUUAAAGCAACAGCUGGUUUAAGGCUACUACCAGGAGAAAAAGCAAAUGAAUUGCUGAAUAAGGUAAAGAACAUUCUUCUAGAGUCUCCAUUCUUCGUAAAGGAUGACUGUAUCUCCAUAUUGGAAGGAGCAGAUGAAGGUAUUUUUGCAUGGAUCACUGUCAACUUUUUAACUGGUAGCUUGAAUGAUCCAACAAAGGGAAGUGCAGGAAUGCUGGAAUUAGGAGGAGGAUCAACACAGAUCACAUUUCAACUAAGCAGUGAGACAACUCUGGAGGAGACAUCUCCUAGUGACAUCAUUUCAUUUCAGAUGUUUAACCAUAAGUACAAACUGUAUUCUCACAGUUACUUGGGCCUUGGGUUAGGUUCGGCAAGGCUGGCAGUGUUAGGAGGAGUUCAGGGACAAGCCUUAAAGGAAGAUGAAGAAUUGACAAGUCCCUGUUCAUCACCUGAUUUUCAGGGUGAAUGGGAGCAUGCCAAGAUACUGUACAAAAUUAAAGGGCAGAAGGCAGGAAAACCUGUCUAUGAAUCCUGUUUUGAUGAAGUAACAAAAAUACUCCACCAGAAGAUUCAUCAGAUACCUGAAGUAAAGGACUUAGAAUUUUAUGCUUUUGCUUACUAUUAUGACUUGGCUAAAGAUCGUGGAUUAAUAGGUAAAGAAGGAGGGACCCUGGCUAUCAGUGACUUUGAAACUGCUGCAAAGAAUGCAUGUGGCAAUAUGGAGGCACACCAAGGAGAGCAUCCGUUCCUCUGCAUGGAUCUCACCUAUAUCAGUUUGCUGUUGCAAGAACUGGGCUUUCCAAAGAGCUAUGUUCUUAAGCUUGCCCGAAAAAUCAACGAUGUUGAAACUGGCUGGUCUCUGGGAGCGACCCUUCACUACAUGGAUUCACUUCACAUACUGCAGUAUUGAUUGUCUAGGGGUGAAAAGCUAAAUCUGGAAGAAAAAAGUGCAGAGGUGUUGCCAGUUUCGUAGCUUCUGUUCCCAGACUAUAUAAGACUUGUGGGGUCUCUUCUUUCAUCAAGAAAACUCAUGUGCCUCGAUUCUAGUGACUUGGAUCACGCUACUUUUUUUUUUUAGUGUUGGUGAAAAUUGGUGACUCUUCUGUAAAAGAGUAGGCAAUGGCAGCUGAAAUCAAAAUCCUGAGCAGCAUAUCUGAUGUCAGACUAGUUGAAUAUGGACGUCCUGUGAAUUCAUGUCUUACAGCUUGCCUUCCAUGAGAAAAGCACUUCGGUUUCAGAUGUUGUUCUCUGCUCUUGCUGCUAGAUACUGAACUAGCAUCAGACACUCACUCCAAGUUUGAUUUUAAUAUUGCAUAUUUUUGGUGGUUGAGGGGUUUCAUGAAGCUCUUAAUUGUAUAAACUAGCCUGUUUGGUAUA